Molecule: messenger RNA, 5325 nt
Organism: Myotis myotis
Lineage: Eukaryota; Metazoa; Chordata; Mammalia; Chiroptera; Vespertilionidae
Biological process (GO): DNA integration; virion assembly; proteolysis
Molecular function (GO): nucleic acid binding; RNA-DNA hybrid ribonuclease activity; aspartic-type endopeptidase activity
Source: RefSeq, a predicted model, not a curated record
CCUGUCCCUGUAAAAGAUGAGUUAUGAGUUAACUGGUAACCCAGUUCCCUGUUUUCCGGCCACCUGCGUGUGGUUUUUGCCUUUAUAAACCCGUGUUCUGCAAUUGCUCGGGGCUCCAGUCAGCCAGCACUUCCCUCGGGUUGCUGCCUGUCUGGCUGCGAGUCCCUGCGCCGCGCUUGUAAUAAAAAGAAACCUCUUGCUCUUGCAUCAAGUUCUGGUCUCUGCGCUUGAUUUGGGGCCGUCGCCUCUUCCGUCGGAUACACCGGGGGUCCUGGGACCCUACAUUUGGGGGCUCGUCCGGGAUUUGGGGCGACCCCCCUUCAAGCGCCCAGAUCGGUCUUGGAGGUAAGCAGACUCCGGAGUCGCUCAGUGUUCGUUCUGUCUUCUGUUCGUCCUCAGUUUCGGUUUUUCGGAACGGCAGGUUGCCGGCUCCGUAAGGAGACGGCUUCUCUGGUUGAAGGGUCUUCGACCAGAAAAACUGUCACCCUGGGGGACGCCCCAGGGACGGGUGGUGACCGGGAGGUCCUGGUCACUUCUGGCUGCCUGGCAACGGGCACUCGUGUGUCCGGCCAGACCAGCGUCAGGGAGGGAUAUCGUCCCUCAGCAGUCAUUUUGUAUCUGUGUAAAUUCGUGUGGGUCCGGUGUCUCGUCGUGUCGCUUUUUGUUCUUUGUUUUUGUCUUCUGCUCCUCCUCUCCCAUCCAGGUAACAUGGGCCAAGGAAGCAGCACCCCUCUUUCUCUCACAGUGGCACAUUGGAAGGACGUCCGGAGUCGGGGACUCAAUCUUUCCGUCAGUGUUAAGAAGGGUCCUUGGCAGACUUUCUGUUCAUCCGACUGGCCAGCCCUAGGCGUGGGAUGGCCAGCGGACGGGACUUUUGACCUGUCUAUUAUUUUUGCAGUAAAGAAUAAGGUGUUCCAAUCAGGCCCGGCGGGCCAUCCAGACCAGCAGCCGUAUAUUGUCGUCUGGCAGGACCUGGUCCAGAACCCUCCCUCUUGGCUGAAACCCUGGCUGCCAUCCGGAACCUCCCGGGUUCUCGUGGCCCAGGCCCCUCCCGCCGCAGAUCAGACGAAACGUCCCCUGGCAGAUUCUCAAACCGAUCUUCUCCUCUUGGACUCUCCACCCCCUUACCCCUCUCCUCUCCAGCCAGAGCCGCCGGAGAGACCGGAGCCUUCAGCACCUCCUCCCGCCCCUCCAACAGAGGGACCGGCCCAGGGAACCCGGAGUCAGAGGAGACAUCCCGCGUCUCCAGAUUCGACCGUAGCCUGCCCUCUCCGACCAUACGGGCCUCCACCCCCCCGCGGAGACGAUAAUGAAACGGCUCCGCUCCAGCCACUCCAAUACUGGCCCUUCUCCUCGGCAGACCUCUAUAACUGGAAAACUAACCACCCUCCCUUUUCAGAGGAUCCCCAGCGUCUAACGGGGCUGGUUGAGUCCCUUAUGUUCUCUCACCAGCCCACUUGGGACGAUUGUCAACAGCUUCUUCAGACUCUCUUUACUACAGAGGAAAGGGAGCGGAUCCUCUUGGAGGCCCGGAAGAACGCCCCUGGCCCCGACGGCCGGCCGACUCUACUCCCUCAUUUGGUGGAUGCGGCCUUUCCUCUGGCCAGGCCGGACUGGGACUUCAACACGGCAGAAGGUAGGGAGCACCUGAAGGUCUACCGCCAGACACUAGUGGCCGGCCUCAGAGGGGCAGCUCGGCGCCCCACGAAUUUGGCUAAGGUAAGAGAGGUCAUACAGGGGCCCACUGAACCGCCUUCUGUUUUUCUCGAGCGAUUAAUGGAGGCGUUCAGACGGUACACCCCGUUUGACCCCACCUCGGAGGGGCAGAGGGCCUCAGUAGCUAUGGCUUUCAUAGGGCAGUCAGCAUUAGAUAUUAAGAAAAAGCUGCAGAGGCUUGAGGGACUGCAGGAUUUUACCCUCCAGGACUUAGUUAAAGAGGCAGAGAAAGUAUACCACAAGAGGGAGACUGAGGAGGAGAAGGAGCAGCGGAGAGAGAGAGAGAGAGAGGAAAGGGAAGAGAAAAAAGAAAAAAGGGAAGAGAAAAGGCUAACCCGUAUCUUGGCCGCAGCAAUAGAAGGGAGUAAGCCACAGGAGAGAGGAAAAGAAAGACAGGCAGGGGCCCUGGGCAACAGGCCACCGUUAAGGAAGAAUCAAUGUGCUUAUUGCAAGGAAGAAGGACAUUGGAAGCGGGAGUGCCCGAAGAAGCUAGCGAAAAAGGCGCUGGCACUCCAGGAAGAUAGUGAUUGAAGAGGUCGGGGCUCGGACCCCCUCCCCGAGCCUAGGGUAACUCUUAAGGUGGAGGGGAAGCCUGUCAACUUCCUAGUGGAUACAGGAGCCCAGUAUUCAGUUCUUAAGAAACCGCUAGGGCCGGUCUCCCAGAAGACCUCCUGGGUAAUAGGGGCAACGGGAAAUGAACAAUACUCAUGGACUACCCGAAGAACAGUAGACUUAGGAGCGGGACGGGUAACCCACUCGUUUCUGGUCAUCCCCGAGUGCCCUGCACCUCUGCUUGGGAGGGAUCUGCUAACCAAAAUGGGGGCCCAGAUCACUUUCACCCCUCGGGGGCCGACCCUGACCCAGCAUGGGGAACCAAUUACCCUCUUGACACUUCAACUCGAAGAUGAGCACCGGCUGUUUGAGGACAGAAUUCAACAGAGUGAGGGGUUAGCGGAGUGGCUACAUAAAUACCCUAAGGCCUGGGCCGAGACUGCGGGGAUGGGCCUGGCUGUCGAACGGCCCCCCGUAAUAAUAGAAAUCAAGUCCUCUGCAACCCCGAUUGCAGUGCGACAGUAUCCCAUGGCGAAAGAGGCCUGGAGGGGGAUCAAGGUCCAUAUCCAACGCCUCUUGCACCUAGGGGUUUUGGUCAAAUGCCACUCCCCGUGGAACACCCCACUCCUUCCAGUAAAGAAACCUGGAACUAAUGACUACCGACCAGUGCAGGACUUAAGAGAGGUCAACAAGAGGGUGCAAGACAUUCAUCCCACGGUUCCCAAUCCUUACAAUCUCCUAAGUUCCAUCCCUCCGUCUCACGUGUGGUAUUCAGUUUUAGACCUAAAGGAUGCCUUCUUCUGCCUACGGUUACAUCCCGCCAGUCAAAACAUCUUCGCCUUUGAAUGGAGAGACCCAGACUCGGGGAUAACGGGGCAGCUGACCUGGACCCGGCUUCCCCAAGGAUUUAAGAAUUCUCCCACCAUCUUCGAUGAGGCCCUUCACCAAGACCUGGCUGCCUUCCGCGCUGACCACCCGCACGUCACUCUUCUCCAGUACGUAGAUGACCUCCUCCUCGCAGGAGCCACUAAAGAGGACUGUGAAGCAGGUACCGGGGCUUUGCUCUUAGAACUCUCUCGCCUAGGAUACCGGGUCUCGGCCAAGAAAGCACAGAUAUGUCAGCGGAGGGUAACAUAUUUGGGAUAUGCCCUAGAGGAGGGGAAGAGAUGGCUCACUGAGGCCCGGAAGAGCACGGUUACCCAGAUUCCCAGGCCACAGACCCCCCGACAGGUCCGCGAGUUCUUGGGAACAGCUGGAUUCUGCCGCCUCUGGAUUCCGGGUUUUGCAACCCUGGCAGAGCCCCUCUACCCGCUGACAAAACAAGGGAAUCCCUUCGAAUGGGGGGAGACUCAUCAAAAGGCCUUUGACAACAUCAAAAAGGCCCUCCUCUCUGCUCCGGCAUUGGCCUUACCAGAUGUGGCCAAGCCUUUUACUCUGUUCAUAGACGAGAGGAAGGGGAUAGCCAGGGGGGUCCUAACUCAGACUUUAGGCCCAUGGAAAAGGCCAGUGGCCUACUUAUCCAAGAGGUUAGACCCCGUGGCUAGAGGGUGGCCAGGCUGUUUGAGAGCAAUCGCAGCCACUGCCCUGCUCGUGAAGGAUGCAGACAAGCUUACUUUGGGGCAGAAACUGACUGUAGUGGCCCCACAUACCCUCGAGAGCAUUAUCCGGCAACCGCCGGACCGGUGGAUGUCCAAUGCUCGGAUGACCCACUACCAGAGUCUCCUGCUAAACGAAGAUCGGGUCCAUUUCGGGGCCCCGGUGGCCCUCAAUCCGGCAACCCUAUUGCCGGAAGUAGAUCCUGAGGGGAAAGAAGUUCUACACUCGUGUCGCGACAUCCUAGCAGAAGAGACAGGGCCAAGGAAAGACCUUAAGGACUCUCCCCUGUCGGGACCUCAGCUCACCUGGUUCACAGAUGGCAGCAGCUACCUCUAUGAAGGUAAGAGGGUAGCAGGUGCAGCUGUAGUUGAUCGGGACCGGACUAUUUGGGCUAGUAGCCUGCCCGAAGGGACUUCAGCCCAGAAGGCUGAAUUAAUCGCAUUAACCCAGGCCCUCAGACUUGCAGAAGGCAGCCGAGCUAAUAUUUAUACUGACAGUCGUUAUGCUUUUGCCACUGCUCAUGUGCACGGGGCCAUAUACCGUCAGAGAGGUCUCCUCACUUCGGCAGGAAAAGAAAUUAAGAAUAAACAAGAGAUUCUUGACCUCCUAGAGGCUGUCCAUGCCCCACGGGAAGUAGCUAUCAUCCACUGUCCCGGCCAUCAAAAAGGGACCUCAGAGAUAGCCGUGGGAAACAGGAAAGCGGAUACUGAGGCGAGACAAGCCGCUCUUGGGCCCCGGCUACUUACGCUUGCUGUCGGUCCCGCGGUAUCCCAGCCAGAGGCCCUCCUCUACACCCCAGAGGAAGAGGAAGACCUGUUUAAAAGGCCAGAAAAAUACCACAAGGACGAACUCGGGGUUUGGAGGACCACGGGGGACAAGAUGGUAGUGCCAAGGGAAGCGGCCACCGCCUACCUCCAACAGCUACAUCGCCUCACUCACCUGGGGGCCAAACACCUCAGCUCCACCAGCCGGGCCACUGGACAUUAUGUCAAAGGACUCGAUCGCCUCUCAGAGGAAGUAGUCAGACAAUGCAAGGCAUGCCAGCUAGUAAACAUACACCCAUCCCAGGUCGGGACGGGACAGAGACUCAGGGGAGACCGGCCCGGGAGUUACUGGGAGGUGGAUUUUACAGAAGUGAAGCCCGCCCGAUACGGUUAUAAAUAUCUUUUAGUUUUCAUAGAUACCUUCUCAGGUUGGGUAGAAGCCUUCCCUACCAAAAGAGAAACUGCAACUGUGGUCGCCAAGAAUCUUAGAAGACAUCUUUCCACGGUUUGGAAUUCCUAAGGUAAUUGGAUCAGACAACGGUCCAGCUUUUGUUGCCCAGGCUGAAGGCUCUCGAGACUGUCCAAAAGGAGGUGUGGACCCCCCUGGCUGCCCUCUACCAACCAGGAGAACUACAGAUUCCCCACCAGUUCCAGGUUGGGGACUUCGUCUACAUCAGACGCCAUCGAGCUGCCAACC